Molecule: messenger RNA, 3877 nt
Organism: Leucoraja erinaceus (little skate)
Lineage: Eukaryota; Metazoa; Chordata; Chondrichthyes; Rajiformes; Rajidae
Gene: atp13a1
Product: ATPase 13A1
Exons: 26
Coding region: 29-3646 (1205 amino acids)
Biological process (GO): intracellular calcium ion homeostasis; extraction of mislocalized protein from ER membrane
Cellular component (GO): endoplasmic reticulum membrane
Molecular function (GO): ATP hydrolysis activity; ATP binding; P-type ion transporter activity
Source: RefSeq, a predicted model, not a curated record
GGAAGUAGCGGUCGCCACUGAGGGCGGGAUGCCGGUCGCUGUGCAGCGUCACCGCGGCGGGCCUGCUGCUCCGAGUCCGGCCAUGAAGGCGGUGCAGGAGGAGACGGAGCCGCUGCUGGGGCCGGGACAGGGCGAGGACCAGGACCAGGGCCCGAGGAGGGCGGGCGGCCUCCACGAGGAGCUGGUGGAGAGCGUGUCGCUGUACCGCCGCCGGCCCUUGCCGCUGUACGGCACGCUGGGGCCUUUCGCCGCGCUCUACGCCGCCUGGCUCUACCUGUGGGUCGGCCACUACGGGGUCAGCCAGUACCCGGAGGCGGGCCUCAUCGCCCUCGCCGCGCUCGCCAUCCUGCACAUCCUCACCGUGUUGUCGGGGCACUGGUCUGUGCACGCUCAUUGCCUGCUCACUUGCACCGCGGAACCAAACCCUUUCAAGGCCACUUAUGCGAAGGUUGUUCCUACCGCUAACAAUGGGUCCCCUGAAUUGGUGCUGCUCCUACAUGACCAGGACACGAAUCAACAGAACACCAUCUAUUUUGAGUUUCAAAAGAUUAAAUACUGGUUUGAUGAAGAUGAGAAUGAGUUUCUCCCUGUCGCUUUCCCAGUAGAUUUUCAAAUUAAUUUUUACCAGACUGCCAAAGGAUUCCAGGAUGAAAUAGAACUCAAAGAUGCCGAAAAGAAAUAUGGUAUAAACAAGGCUGAAAUGAUAGUUCCUGAAUUCAUGCAACUCUUCAAAGAGCGUGCCAUUGCUCCUUUCUUUGUUUUUCAGGUGUUCUGCGUGGGUCUGUGGUGCUUGGAUGAAUACUGGUAUUACAGUGUCUUUACCCUUUUCAUGCUGGUAGCCUUCGAAGCCUCCUUAGUGCAGCAACAAAUGAGGAACAUGUCAGAGAUCCGGAAAAUGGGAAACAAGCCCUUCAUGAUCCAGGUCUACAGGAAUAGGAAAUGGAGGCAAAUCUCAAGUGAAGAGAUUAUUCCCGGUGACAUUGUUUCAAUAGGUCGGUCACCUCAUGAGAAUCUGGUCCCUUGCGAUGUUCUGUUGCUCAGAGGGCGAUGUAUUGUAGAUGAAGCUAUGCUAACAGGAGAGUCUGUUCCACAGAUGAAGGAACCAGUGGAGGACGUUCCUCCAAAUCAGACACUGGACUUGCAAUCAGAUUCAAAGCUGCAUGUAAUAUUUGGGGGAACCAAAGUCGUUCAACAUACUCCACCCCAAAAAUCUAGUGCGGGACUCAAACCUGUGGAUAAUGGGUGUGCUGCCUAUGUACUGAGGACUGGCUUUAACACGUCUCAAGGCAAACUGCUGCGAACAGUCCUAUUUGGAGUCAAACGGGUUACUGCCAAUAAUCUGGAGACAUUUAUCUUCAUACUUUUCCUUCUCAUCUUUGCUAUUGCUGCAGCGGUAUACGUUUGGGUAGAAGGCACAAAGGACCCAAACAGGAACCGUUACAAGCUGUUUUUGGAGUGUACGCUAAUCCUAACAUCUGUUGUUCCACCUGAGCUCCCAAUUGAGUUAUCACUGGCUGUCAACACUUCACUUAUUGCCUUAGCUAAACUCCAUGUGUACUGUACAGAACCCUUCCGGAUCCCCUUCGCCGGGAAAGUGGAAUUCUGCUGCUUCGAUAAAACAGGCACUCUGACAAGUGAUAACCUGGUGGUCAGAGGGGUUGCCGGACUCCGAGAGGGCAAGGAAUUGGUUCCCGUCUCGGAGAUUCCCCUACAGACACACCGGGUGGUGGCGACAUGCCACUCACUGGUACAGAUGGAUGACGGCACAUUGGUUGGUGAUCCCCUUGAAAAGGCAAUGCUCACUGCUGUUGACUGGACACUCACAAAAGAUGAGAAGGUUUUCCCUAAAAGUAUCAAAUCACAAGGUCUGAAAAUCCACCAGCGCUUUCAUUUUGCCAGUGCGUUGAAACGCAUGUCGGUCUUGGGCUCCUACGAGACGAUGGGCUCCACGGACCUCCAGUACUUCAGCACAGUGAAGGGGGCACCUGAAACGUUGCGUAGCAUGUUCUCGGAGCGUCCAAGUAAUUACGAUUCUGUCCACACGGAGAUGUCACGAGAGGGAGCAAGAGUAUUAGCCUUGGGGUAUAAAGAGAUGGGAUACCUCACUCAUCAGCAGGUUCGCGAAAUAGCCCGUGAGGAUUUGGAAUCGAACCUGAAAUUUGCAGGCUUCAUGGUAGUCUCUUGUCCCCUCAAGAGUGAUUCAAAAGCUGUCAUUAAAGAGAUCCAGAAUGCAUCGCAUCAGAUGGUUAUGAUCACUGGUGAUAACCCGCUAACAGCCUGCCACGUGGCCCGUGAACUCUCCUUCCUACAGAAAGUGCACACACUUGUCCUCCAGGCACCGCACGACAAAGGAGCUGAAUGGAAUUGGAAGUCAAUUGACGGCACAAUUCUUGUUCCCAUGAUUUUACCGACUGGCGAGCUGACCAAAGAUUACGACCUGUGCAUGACUGGAGAAGGUCUUAAUCACUUAAGCACAAUGAACAAACCAUUCCUGAUGAAGCUUAUGCCUCACAUCAAGGUGUUUGCCCGGGUUGCACCGAAACAGAAGGAGUUUGUAAUUACCAGUUUUAAGAGCCUGGGUUACACCACCUUGAUGUGUGGCGAUGGAACUAAUGACGUCGGAGCCUUGAAGCAUGCUGAUGUUGGAGUGGCCUUGCUAGCCAACACACCCGAGCGAAUUCCGGACAAGAAAAAGAAGACAAAAGAGGCGAUAAACGAUGCAAAAUCGGUGGCUUCCAAUGCAGGCGGCAACAUGAAGUUAAGCUCGCGAGCAGCAAGGCACCGGUUCAUGUCACAGCGGGAGGAACAGCUUGCCCUGCACCGGGAGCGUCUCAACCAGGUGCUGAAGGACCUGGAGGAGGACCAGAUGCCUGUAAUUAAACUGGGAGAUGCCAGCAUUGCAGCGCCAUUUACUUCCAAGUUGUCAUCCAUCAUGUGCAUAUGCUAUGUGAUAAAGCAGGGACGGUGCACGUUGGUAACUACUCUGCAGAUGUUCAAGAUCCUUGCAUUGAAUGCCCUGAUACUUGCCUACAGCCAGAGCGUUCUGUACCUGGAAGGGGUUAAAUUCAGUGACUUUCAGGCGACUCUGCAGGGACUCCUUUUGGCUGGUUGUUUCCUCUUCAUCUCUCGAUCCAAGCCAUUGAAGUCCCUAUCCAAGGUGCGACCACUGCCAAACAUAUUCAACCUGUACACCAUCCUCACGGUCCUGCUGCAGUUUGCUGUCCACUUCAUCAGCUUAGUUUAUUUGUACAAGACAGCACAGAAACAUUCUUCCUCCAGGAAGGACGAAUUCGUGGAUCUGUACAAAGACUUUGAGCCGAGCCUGGUGAACAGUACUGUCUACAUCAUGUCCAUGGCUAUGCAGAUGGCCACUUUUGCCAUCAACUACAAGGGUCACCCGUUCAUGGAGAGCCUGAGGGAGAACAAGCCUUUGCUGUGGAGUAUUGUUAUCUCUGGCCUCGCCAUUGUGGGCCUGCUCACCGGCUCCUCGCCAGAGUUCAACCAACAGUUCGGGCUGGUGGAUAUCCCGAUGGAGCUGAAGAUGGUGAUUGCGUGUGUGCUGGUGGUCGACUUCCUGGUGGCACUGGGGAUCGACCGAACGCUGCAGGCGUUGCUGGGCAACAGCAGAUGCCGCGUGCCUUCCUGAUGACUGCGAUGGCGGCCGGACCAACCUGAUCUCACCACACCGGUCCACGGCUGUGCUCUCCGGCAGGGGAACGCAGGGUGGCAGCGGCUGAGCAAAAAGCCACUCCCCACUGGUGGACUUUUAACUCGCCAACGGUUUUCUUAGAUGGCUUUUGAUACAAAAAGACUGGUAUUUUCAUACCCAAACAAACAAUUUGGAGGUGAGAAAAUAAUAAAUCCAUGUGCAAUCUGA